Molecule: messenger RNA, 2076 nt
Organism: Adineta steineri
Lineage: Eukaryota; Metazoa; Rotifera; Eurotatoria; Adinetida; Adinetidae
Source: the annotation of a GenBank genome assembly
AUGUCAUCGUCAUCAGUUUCUGACGGAAUUCUCAAAUUUACCACACAAUAUUCGCUUUAUACUGGCUGUAUGAUAUUUAGUUUUGGAGUUAUUGGUAAUGUGUUGAAUCUUCUUGUUUUUACUCAAUUGAAACUAUUUCGAACUAAUCGAUGCGCCUUCUAUAUUACUAUUGAAUCAAUUUUUAACUUAAUCUAUCAAUUUUUAUCUAUUACUUUAACUAUUUUAACAACAAUAUAUGGAGAUGAUGCAACAGGACGUUCUUCAAUUUGGUGUAAAUUAAGAUAUAUAUUGGGACAAAUAACUGUGUUCACUACUUUUUAUAUGAUAUGUUUUUCUUCUGUUGAUCAAUUCUUUUCAACAAAUUAUCGUUACAAUUUACGACAAAUGUGUACAUUGAAAAUAGGUCGAUAUGCUUCGUUUAUAUGCAUUUGUUUUGCGAUCAUUCAUAGCAUUGCACUUGGCUCUUCUUACGAUGUUCAAGCAACAUUAGGGUGUGUCAUAUCGAAUUAUGUAUGGGUGAAGUAUUCAACAUUUUUCUUUUAUCCAAUAUUAAUAGGUUUUCUGCCUAUUGUAAUUGCAUCAUCAUUUAGUGCCUUAGCUUAUCAUAAUGUUCGUCAUAUAGUUCGCCGACAAUUACCGAUUGUUCGUCGUAGAAACACAUCAGAACAACAACAACCGCUAAUUAAUUCAACAACAACAGCAACAUGUAAUUAUACUACAUGUAAUUCUCAAGGAAUAUCAUGUUCAUCGAAUCUUGAUUGCGAUUGUUUUUCAUUAACAUCCAAUUCGAAUAUAGGAAUAUGUGCUUCAACUAUUUUCUCCUGUGCAAGUGUUGUACGAUGUAAUAUGGAUAAUGUAACUUGUUCAAUCGCGAGUACAAUCUGUGUGAAUAGUACACGAUGUGGUCAACCAAUAUGUUAUCCAUUACCCAUGGCAAAUAAACAAAUUUGUCCACCAAAGAAUAUUACAAUUACAACAACAACUCAAAAGACGACGAAUACUACUAAAAUAUCGACAACAACAACAGUUCAUUCCGGCACGGCAACUAAUCAAUCUGGUACAGCCGCUAGAUGGUUUUCUACGGGCAAUAUGACUAAUGCACGGUAUUCUCACACAGCAUCUGUACUAUCAAAUGGGAAAGUAUUAGUUACUGGUGGAUACGAUGGUUUAAGUUAUUUAAAUAGUGCUGAAAUAUAUGAUCCAUCAACAGGUACUUGGAUGGCUACUGGUAAUAUGACUAAUGCACGAUAUUUGCACACAGCAUCCGUAUUAUCAAAUGGAAAAGUAUUAGUUACUGGCGGAUGGAAUCGUGUUAGUGUUUUAUCUAGUGCUGAACUAUAUGAUCCAUCAACAGGCAUUUGGACGACUACUAGUAACAUGAUUUUUCCACGAUCUUGGCACACAGCAUCUGUAUUACCGAAUGGAAAAGUACUAGUUACUGGUGGAUACAAUGGCUUUAGUUUUUUAAAUAAUGCUGAAGUUUAUGAUCCAUCAACAAGUACUUGGACAAUUACUGGUAACAUGACUAAUGCACGAAAUGGUCAUACAGCAUCCGUAUUAUCAAAUGGGAAAGUAUUAGUUACUGGUGGGAAUGGUAACAGUGGUCUUUUAUCUAGUGCUGAAGUGUAUGAUUCAUCAACUGGCAUUUGGACAACUACUAGUAACAUGGUUAAAGCACGAUAUUAUCACACAUCAUCUUUAUUAUCAAAUGGCAAAGUAUUAGUUACUGGUGGAGCUAAUAAUAGCGGUAUUUCAAAUAUUGCUUUGAAUAGUGCUGAAGUGUAUGAUUCAUCAACAGAUACUUGGACAACUACUGGUAAUAUGAUUAAUUCACGAUAUUAUCACACAGCGUCUGUAUUAUCAAAUGGAAAAGUAUUAGUUACUGAUGGAUGGAGUAGUAAUAUUUUAAAUAGUACUGAAGUGUAUGAUCCAUCAACAAGUACUUGGGCAACUACUGGUAUUAUGAUUAAUGCACGAGAAUGGCACACAGCAUCUGUAUUAUCAAAUGGAAAAGUACUAGUUACUGGUGGAUGGAAUGGUAAUAGUGAGGCUUUUAAUAGUGCAGAAUUAUAUUAA